UCAUUCAUUCACAUUCGUCUCUCGCACAUCUCGAAAAUCGAUGUGUGUAUUUGAUGUUGAUUAGUCGCAGCUAGAAAGCCCAAGCCUAAGUCAUGGCGGAUCCGAACAGCAGCUAUGAGCAGGAGUGCCAGCGAGCCGAGCUGCUUGGCGUGCAGCCGCCGGAUAGAGAGGAAUUUGAGCGCCAGCGCAAGGAACGCCUGGAACAGCAAUUGGCUGAAGAGGAGGUCGCCGAGGCAGCCCUGCUGGUGCAGCAGGAGGAAUCGCUGCACGGCGCCAGCGGCAAGCUGGAUGAGCUAAAUAGCAUAUUGUCCAGCACGCAGCAGCGUUUGAAUCGUUUCAAGCAAAGUGCAUGCGGCAGUCUGACAAACAUUUUCACGCGCGGCGGCAGCAUCAGUAACACUGCCAGUGCAUCCAUGGACGUGCCCAGCAUUGCCAGCAGCGGCGGCAGCGGCAUUGAGGAGCCAGCCGAGCAGCCAGUGCAGCGUCAGCCGAAGCCAAUGCCACCGCCCACAGCGGCAGAGGUAGCCGCGGCCAAGGCGGCCAAGCGUGUCAUGAUGGACGGUCAGCUAGACAAACUAGAUUCCAUGAUCAACAAGGCGGACAAUGCGCAGCUGGCCAUGAGCGAGCAGACGAAGCAAAUGCGUCGCAUAACCAAGUGAGAGACGAUAUUGUUUUUGGUUUUUGUUGUUGUUGGGGAUUAGGUAACUUAUACAAAGCAUUUUUUUUUAUUCAGUUCUCUGAUUGCUCCAAAUAUAUAUAUAUAUAUAUACAUAUAUACUUAUAUAUAACUGAACACAUGCGUUGGCCUAAAUCACAAAAUAAUUAAACAUAGUCGAGAUUUUCAAUCACAAAUUUGCAAAGCUUGUCUUCGCAUUUGGUUCAUAUAUAUAUAUAUACAUAUACGAAUCA
Messenger RNA from Drosophila montana, 909 nucleotides. RefSeq lists its product as uncharacterized. Bases 93 to 659 code for a protein of 188 amino acids. The transcript has 2 exons. The record is from RefSeq and is a predicted model, not a curated record. NCBI's taxonomy places the organism in Eukaryota, Metazoa, Arthropoda, Insecta, Diptera, Drosophilidae.